Lycium barbarum (goji berry) is the source of this 425-nucleotide messenger RNA. RefSeq names its product patatin-like protein 2. Gene Ontology annotation, molecular function: monoacylglycerol lipase activity; glycerophospholipase activity. The transcript has 2 exons. Gene Ontology annotation, biological process: lipid metabolic process. Lineage: Eukaryota; Viridiplantae; Streptophyta; Magnoliopsida; Solanales; Solanaceae. The record is from RefSeq and is a predicted model, not a curated record. Bases 90 to 425 code for a protein of 111 amino acids.
CCGGAAUAUACUUGUUUCAUAAACUCAUCAAUAUUAUUUCCAAUCUAAAGUCUUAAUUCUAUCCAUCAAAUUAAAGCAAAGUAGGAAAAAUGAAGAAGGCAAUAAUGUCAUCAGGUGGUUCAUUCAAGCUGCAGCCUCCAACUUAUGGUAAACUAAUAACAAUUCUGAGCAUCGAUGGAGGUGGCAUUAGGGGAAUUAUUGCUGCCACCGUUCUUGAGUACCUUGAGUCUCAACUCCAGGAAUUGGAUGGUAAUGAUGCGAGACUUGCAGAUUACUUCGACAUAAUUGCAGGAACAAGCACAGGCGGUCUUGUCACGGCCAUGCUAACUGCUCCAAACAAAGAAAAACGUCCUUUAUUUGCUGCUAAAGACAUAAAGCCCUUCUAUCUUGAGCAUGGUCCUAAGAUAUUCCCACAGAAAAAGUAA